Messenger RNA from Seriola aureovittata, 3457 nucleotides. RefSeq names its product SLX4 interacting protein (gene slx4ip). The transcript is spliced from 8 exons. NCBI's taxonomy places the organism in Eukaryota, Metazoa, Chordata, Actinopteri, Carangiformes, Carangidae. The record is from RefSeq and is a predicted model, not a curated record. The coding region runs from base 273 to 1562 and encodes 429 amino acids.
UUCUCUCACAAAUCUCUAGAAAUUGUUGCUGUCAAGACAGAAAACCAAAAACUUUAUAACUUCAGGCUCCAGAUGGACGACAAAUUCACAACUCAGUGUUUCUGAAGUAUUUUUUGACAGAAGCCUGCCGCUGAAAGCUCCGACUCAGACUUGGGGGCUUUGCAGUUGUAGGACUACAAACGGAAUGUGACGUCAUCUCCUGCAACCCUCUCGCUUGACAAACAUUCAAAACUCUUGGCGGUGAAACUCAGACUGCUGUGUUCUUCGCAGGGAUGGCUCCUCUCAAAGUUGUCAUUAAGUGUGGGAACUUUGCUGUGCUGGUGGAUCUCCACGUUCUGCCCCUGGGCGGCCAAGAGGACGCCAGCUGGUUUACUACGGGCCACAUCGAGGAGGUUACAGCCCUGGUUCGAGAUGCUGUUGACCAGAGGGUUAAGCAGUACACAGAGUCCCUCCACAAUAGAAGACAGCUCAAACAGAAGAAGGAGCUGGCACCUGCCUCAGCCUUUUUUGUGAAAGGGAAAAAGUUCAACCUGGUUGCCAAUUUUCUGAAGCGGCACUACAACCUCAGAUGUAUUGUCAAGCAGCUCUAUGGAGAUUUGCACGUGUUUCCUGAGCGAUAUGUUGUGUGUGUGAGCUGUCCAGAGGAUGCCUCAGCACACCAUGGAAACCCGAGCCUGGCCGCAACUGAGCUGAGUGAACUAAGCAGAUCAGAAUAUUUUUCCAGAGUGGGAGAAACCCAAGAGGCUUUAAACAGCCCCACAAAAACAAAGAAGACUGUGCUUCAAAAGAUAGCCAAACAAGCUAGUGUCCAGCAAGAGCUCCGUGGUUCCAGUAUGGGGGAGCAGCAAAUUGACCAGAGAGCCUGUCCCAAAGACCAAAGAGGGGAACUUAAAGCUGAAUCAACCCCAACAGAGUCCAGUUCUGGACAGAAGCCCCCCCCAGAGGCAGACUACGAGGUGCCUUGUCCCAGUGCCUUAGCUGAAGCCAUGGCUCAGAUUAGGACUACUCGAAAGCAUGGCCUGACGCAGGAGCAGCAGACUGAGAAUAGUCCUCCAGACAACAUCAACCCAAAUGGGGCCUCAGCAGUUUUCUGGCAACAAGAAAUCAGUCAGGAGACCAGCAAGAGGUGCAAGCUGAGCAACGCAGGGGAAGACCCUCACCCACAGAGGGCCAACGGGACGUGCCUUGGAAGACCUCCAGCCACAAUGCAAACUCACUCCACCGAGUGCUCCACACAAACAUCCAAGCAUGACCUUCUUCCUCCGCCGCCCCUUCCUCCAGUCGAAGCCAAGGCUGAGUCCAAGGCUUUCCCAGUCUCCAAGUGUAAGAAAACCACACUGGAAGUAGAGCUGCUUACUCCAGGGAAACGGGCCCAGAGGCUCCCCCUCACAAGCAAUAACACGGCACAGACAAACCAAAACAGGCUGGCCGCAAGUCUGAGGGGCCUAUCUGUCAACCCUGCAUCCUCAGGCUCCUCUAUUAGUUCCAGAUCCACACUCGGAGAGGAGGGGAGAGAAAAUGUGCCCAGAACCUCUAGAUUACGACGGCUGAAGAGGUCCUGAGGGGGAGAGACGAGCUACAGUAAAGAUGCCUGACGCCACACAGAUAGAGAUGAUAUUGUGUCAGGCUACAUGUUUACCCCAUGCAGACUCCUCAGAUGACUUGCAUUUGUACAUGUCACAUUUUACUACAAUAUCUGGUGUUUUCACAUGUGCUGUGUACACACACGCACGCACGCACACACACACACACACACACACACACACACACACACACACACACACACACACACACACACACACACACACACACACACACACACACACACACACACACGGAGAGAUCAAAUGAACACAUAUUAUGGCAAUUGAUACACAAGCGUUUGAGUUACGCUUUGUCAAAUACUUGAAACAGACUUUGCCUCCACCCAUAAGUAGUGGUGGUCAAGAGAGGCUCGCAAAUGAAAGUCAAAAACCUUUAAUUGGAGUUUAGAUUUGGUUUUGUGUUAAAGAUUGGGGAUUUCAGACAGGCAGGAGCCAUGCAGUACGUCAUGGCUUUCAGUCUGAAAUACUGGCUCCUAUGUGUCUGAAAACUGUCCAGUUUCCCCACUGAAGCUCUGGUGUGAUUGAUUGCUGUUUCCAGAUUUAUUUCAUCACUCUGUUCUCAAAUAUGUCUUUUCGUAGUUAGAUUUCAUUCAUAUGCAAUUUGCUCAAUGCUUAGUCGCUAAGUACCUGAAAUGUAUAUUUAAAUUUGAGGCUAUUAUGCAGCUUUUAUAUUGAACUUGAACCAAAUAUGUGUGGGUAUAUGAGCAGCAUUGAAGUAUUAGUGGUUUUAUCCGGGACGUCUACAGUAUCACAGGUUAAAGUGGAGCUGCUGUCGUCGCCCCAACACUCGACGGGGCUGUUCUCGUCUCUCAGCUGGCCCAGGCCUGGAGAGAGUAUGGGGCAACUAGGGGCCAACAAUCAUUUGUAGGAUGAUGUAUGAUAACAUAAUGUUGCCUGAAUACAUGAAUCCUAGUUUAUUUUUUAUUUUACUGAGAAGACAUUUUAUCAUAUAAAUAAAUGUUUUUUUUCCCAGGAAAAAAAAAAAUCUCUGAAUAUUUGUGGAAAUAUGAAAACAGGCUGAAGACUCUGGAAGCAGCCAGCAUGAAGUAACAUGUAGAUCCCCGAGCAUUGUUUUUUUCAUACAGUCCAGACUGGCUGAUGACAGUGAAAGUCUGUCCAACAAGUGAUGUUUCUAAUAAAUCAGCUCAUCAUCAUAGUAACCUGAGAUGAGUCCCCGCUGAAGCCAGUUCUGUUCUUAUCAAGGCAGGGACAAUAUGGUGGAUUCUUGAAACUGACCCCAAUGUUUUAAGUCCUAAUAUGUUUAAGGUCAGUCUCAAGAGGUGUUGAUAACCUCCUGCAUUGGCUCUAAUCCUUUUUAACAGAUUCUGCAGAAGAGUACAUCUUAAAAUCAGUUCAACUCCACAACUUGAAAGGUUUUAGUUAAGCCUGCUACUUAAACCAGACCAAACAAGGGAAACAUUGUCUGUGCAUCAUGAGGAGAAACAGUAUUUUUGUCUCCUGGAUUGACUUAAUAUGAGGACGGCUUGCUACAAUGUAAUUAGCUGUAAACACAUUUGGACAGAGACCUUGCUCAAGUCUAUGAUGCCUCUCCAGCAGCAGUUCCCACGCCAGCUGCAUGAGAAACCUUUCAAAUGCUCAGACAUGUUUGGCUUGAUGUGUCACAGACAGACUCUGCACUCGCUCUCCAGAACAAAGACAACUUUAAUUCUCUUUUCAUACAAAAUAUUUAAUAAAUAUGACUUUCAAAAAUAUAUUGCCAGAUCAACACAUAAUUCUCAAGUUCAUAACACAAAGUCAAAAAUAGGACAAAAUGUUGCCAUGAUCUCAAAGGGUUUACAAAUGAGAUAAAACAUGUUUGUCUUUAAGAGCCUCAUUUUUUUUUUUUUUUUAAA